AAAGAAAUAGGUUAAGUUCGCAAACCAAUCAAAUGUUGACAACAAAUGGGAUUUAAGAAUUUACUCAGAGUUUGUCGAUAAAAUUCACUUUAUUUUAACGUUUGGACGGUUAAAGUUCAGGCGAAGGUAAAAUUAGUGAUUCUAUUUCAGAUAAUGCGAUUUUUCUGCUGAAAGAAAUGAAUUCCACGGCUUUCGAGUAUUUUAGAACGGCGGCUUCGCUGGUUUUCACGCCGCAAUGUUUCGACAAUUACUUUUUUGAUUUCAAUUACUUAGAUGUUCCAUGUUUCAAGUCGAGCUUAAGCAAGGCUUUAGGACUGCUGAUUAUCCUGGGCUCGCUAACAGUGAGGGUGCCUCAGAUCGUGAAAAUUUACAAUAACCAGAGCGGAAAAGGCAUUAACAUAGUCGCAGUAACGCUAGAUUUGAGCGCCAUUACGAUUUACAUGGCAUACAGCUUCAUAAAAGGGUUCCCGUUCAGCGCUUGGGGCGACGCGACAUUCUUGGCUGUACAAACAGUAAUCGUGGGAGCUUUAGUGUUGUAUUACGAAAGCAGCCAAACGAAAGCUAUCUCUUACUUAUUAGGGUAUCUAGUAGUUUGUUACGUAAUGCUAUCUGGAUUGACUCCGCUGAAUGUUUUGUGGUCUUUGCAGACUUUUAACAUACUUUUAGUAAUCUUCGGCAAGCUCACGCAGGCUUGGACGAAUUAUAAUAACGGGCAUACCGGUCAAUUAUCGGCCAUCACUCUGUUUAUGCUGCUGGGAGGUUCUGUAGCUAGGAUAUUUACUUCGAUGCAGGAGACGGGAGAUAACGUGGUGAUUAUGACGUAUAUUUCUUCUGCUUCGGCUAAUUUCGUUUUAGUUUUACAAUUGUGGUGGUACUGGAACGUUGAUAUUAAGGAGAAAUCCGAAUAAACUAGUUAUAGUUUUAGAAAUACGAGUGACUUUUGUAAUUAUUACAUCAUUGGGUUAUGUAUUGCGAUAAUGGUAGCUCCAAUAAAAUGUUUU
Phyllotreta striolata is the source of this 1001-nucleotide messenger RNA. The record is from the annotation of a GenBank genome assembly. NCBI's taxonomy places the organism in Eukaryota, Metazoa, Arthropoda, Insecta, Coleoptera, Chrysomelidae.